Colletotrichum lupini is the source of this 501-nucleotide messenger RNA. RefSeq lists its product as uncharacterized. NCBI's taxonomy places the organism in Eukaryota, Fungi, Ascomycota, Sordariomycetes, Glomerellales, Glomerellaceae. Bases 1 to 501 code for a protein of 166 amino acids. The record is from RefSeq and is a predicted model, not a curated record. The transcript has 4 exons.
AUGACAAGCUCCCCGAAAAAAAUUUGCCCAGCCCAAACCCAAGUACUGCUGCUGGCUAUGACCUGCCAGGUUGACCUUGACCUGACGUUGAAUACCUGGGACUUGGACGGGGUGAGCGGUGGUGGAGGUGGAGGAAGAGGGGCCCCGUUUGCUGAGGUACCUACUGCGCUCCAUCUAUUAUAUCCAGCCAUCAUCCCUCCACAACCUCGCCUCGAGCACUUCACUACCCUUCUUCUACUGAUUGAUCAUUUGCAAGCUGCCCUUAUGAACGGGCGUCCUUCAGUCUUCACCUCUCAGCUCGCCCUCUUCGUGAUACCUCUCGACCCCGCCGCCAAACUCUGUCUCAAGCUGGUGCCCAUGGCCCAAUUGAAGCUCCUUGGAUUAUCUCUCAGGUUAGCACAAUACCCUCGAUUGACUCACCGCCCCUCCAUAGUGGCACGCGAGACUGACCAUGUUUCCCACCCCCCAACAGACCACUUGUGGAAGGCUGCCAGCCCCUAA